Molecule: messenger RNA, 278 nt
Organism: Strongylus vulgaris
Lineage: Eukaryota; Metazoa; Nematoda; Chromadorea; Rhabditida; Strongylidae
Source: the annotation of a GenBank genome assembly
AUGUGGUCAGAUGGCGAGGACGAUCUCUUCGAUGAUUUUGCAGACGCUGCAGCUAAUGGCGAUGCCCAAGUUGACAACGAUAGCAACGUUGGUUACAGAAUUGUGGUGAAUUUCAACAACGACACUGGCGAAGCUGUGGUACCUUCGAAUGAAUUUGAAAAGAUGUUGUUCCGCGAUGGUAUAGAAGUCAGAAGCGAUGAGAACUACAAGAAGUAUAUGCACAUAGGUAGUGACUGCUUUUCUGUUGCAUUCCACUUUAUCACUAUCUCUCAUUAGUU